UGUUUUGGCUCUCCUCCCUGCCAUUCUAAUUACAUGUUAACGCUCCAUUUGGAACACUGUACUUUAGCUCGCUCUACGUUCGAUUUGAGAAAGAGAUAAAUAAUAAAACUUUUAGAGAAGCAGCAAGAAGAAAUAUAAAAUGUCUUAAAAAAGUAUAGAAAAAACAUGAAAUUAUGAAAGUUAAUCAAAAUUUGAUUGACAUUGUCAAGUGGGAGAAUUCUGAAUACUACCAGAUAUUUUGUUCUCUUUGUCAUAUUCAAUUUUUGAGUAUGGCUGCGGCUUUUACGGAAAACGAUAAUUUGUUGAGCCACCUUGGACGCCAGAUGAGUAUUUACAGUCCAGAAACUAAUGAUGAACUAUGGAGGGAAUGUGCAGCAUGGUUUACAAGAUGGGGAAUAUUGCGAAAUGAUCAUAAAGCUAACUGGCCUACAGCAGGCAUUGCUGACCUAGCAAAUAUUCUUCGUGAUGGGGUACUUCUCUGUAAAUUGCUCAAUAAAAUAGAUCCGGGAUGUAUCGAUAUGAAAGAUGUAAGCCUCAAGCCUACUUUGGCUCAGUUUUUAUGCCUGAGAAAUAUUGGGAUAUUUUUGAAAGCGUGUGUAGACCACUUUGGAUUGAAACAAUCUGAUUUAUUUGAGGAUACAAUGCUUUUCGACCUCACUAACUUCCAUAAAGUUUUGUGUACUUUAUCGAAACUUUCCCUAAGUUCGAAAGUUCUUAAAUCUAGAAUCCCGGGGUUCACAGCACAACGAAUGAAGAGAGAAGAAGAAAUGAUUUACCAAAGCCUUAAGAGUGUUCAACUGCCAGUAAAAGCAAGAGGAUUAGUUGAUCAAGGUUGUGCUUUUGAUGUAACCGAAGAAGAAAUUUAUCAAGAUUUAUUCCCAGCUUGUACAUCAGUAGAGCAACCUCCAACUGUUGAAAAACGGGAUUUUGUUAUCAAGGAAUUGUUGGACACCGAAAAAAACUAUGUUGAUGUUCUCACAAAAUUGAAAAAGAAUUUCAUGAAACCGUUGCUAAGUGUUAUGAACAUUGAAAAUCAUAACACCGUGUUCUUUAAAAUAAAGGAGUUGAAAGAUAUCCAUUCCGAUUUCUUGAAGGAGUUAUUAGGAGUACGUACCAAUCCUUCAGUAAAACUCAGUAAUAUUUUCAUGAGGUGGAGAGAAAAAUUCUUAGUGUAUGGUAUGUACUGUGCUAAUCUCUCGAAAGCGACAUCAGUAUUGCAAGAGCUAUGUGAUAAUGAUGAAAUCUUCAAUCAGACGAUUAUCAAAUAUGAAAAAGAAGAUAAUAAUGGUAGAUUCAAAUUGAGGGAUGUUUUGUCAGUGCCCAUGCAAAGGAUUUUGAAAUAUCAUUUACUUCUUGACAAACUGAUUGAAAAUACUGAUCCUAACCAUGAAGAACUCAAUGAGUUGAAGAGAGCAAGAGAAGCCAUGCUGGAUGUUGCAGGUUAUAUAAACGAGGCUGCCAGAGAUAGUGACGAUCUAGAAGUUAUCAAUAAUUUACAAGAAACAAUAACAGAAUGGAAUUUAUCUUCAAAUCAAAGGCUCUCUGAUUAUGGUCGAUUAGUUAUAGAUGCUAGCCUGAAAAUAAAAGCUCACGAUGAUCAGAAAACAAGAAGCAGAUACGUCUUUAUUUUUGAUAAAUGCAUAUUGAUUUGUAAAGAGCUGAAGGUUAGACGAAAAUACAAGAUUACUAUGGCCAUUUCGUCAGUUGAAGGCUGUGACCAUUAGAAAGUUUGACGCAUGGGAAGCAUGUCAGACCAGUAUUAGAGAAGAUGAGUAUGUAAUAGUAAUAGGUAAAGAAGGUUAUAAAGAAGGUUGGUGGAAAAUCAGGAAAGUAAAUAAUGAGACGGGAUAUGUCCCCCUUAGUUCACUAAGGGUAGAAGGAGAAAUGAGGUUUGAAUAUUCAGGAUAUAUAGUCAAGAUAUGAUUGAAACGCAAUAAAGAGACGUACUCAUGACAUUUCUGUGUAAAUAUAGUAGUUAUUGAUUUUUUA
Messenger RNA from Leptinotarsa decemlineata (Colorado potato beetle), 1989 nucleotides. It is a transcript of the gene Vav, whose product is annotated as Vav guanine nucleotide exchange factor. Gene Ontology annotation, biological process: cell migration; regulation of GTPase activity. Gene Ontology annotation, molecular function: protein binding; guanyl-nucleotide exchange factor activity. Gene Ontology annotation, cellular component: cytoplasm. The record is from RefSeq and is a predicted model, not a curated record. Lineage: Eukaryota; Metazoa; Arthropoda; Insecta; Coleoptera; Chrysomelidae.